CUGGUUAUCCUCCUACUACUCCUCCUCAUCAUCAUCAUCUUCAUCCCCAUCGCCGCCGCGGCGGUGUCCCGGAUCGCGCGGUGUUGAAGAGGAUUCCAGUCUGGUGACUCUUUCCUGAAGGAAUUCCAGUCUCCUGGGCCAUCUCCUUCACCAAAAACCAUGGAGAAGUUUGUAUCAGACAAGCCUGUUCCUGUGCUUAAGAACGGAAUCCCUACUCUUCCUCCCCAGAAGAAGCCAGAGACAAACUCGUGCCCUCAUGCAGCUGGCAAGUAUUCUCUCCCUGAUGGGGUGGAGAAUGAGAACUGCAAGAAUAACGAGAAGGAAAGGCAGUGGAUCCGCCCUGAUACACCCAGCAAAUGCACAUGGAAGCUUGGGAAACCCCUCUCUGCCUCCCCACAUCAUCAUGCCUCUCUGCCAGAGCCUCCGAAGAUCCUGCCAAACAUCCUGACUAAAGUUGGCAAUACACCUUUGGUGAGGAUCAACAAGAUUGGGAAGCACUUUGGACUCAAGUGUGAACUCUUGGUCAAGUGCGAGUACUUCAAUGCCGGGGGCAGCGUCAAGGACCGCAUCAGCCUCAGGAUGGUGGAGGACGCUGAGAAGGCUGGGAUCCUGAAGCCUGGGGACACGAUCAUAGAGCCAACCUCUGGAAACACAGGAAUUGGGCUGGCCCUGGCUGCGGCAGUGAAGGGUUACCGCUGUAUCAUCGUGAUGCCAGAGAAAAUGAGCAUGGAGAAGGUGGAUAUCCUGAGAGCUCUGGGCGCUGAGAUUGUGAGGACCCCAACUACUGCCAGAUUUGAUUCCCCUGAGUCCCACGUGGGAGUGGCGUGGAGGCUGAAGAACGAGAUCCCCAACGCGCACAUCCUAGACCAGUACCGGAAUCCCAGCAAUCCCCUGACACACUACGACACCACAGCUGAGGAGAUCCUGCAGCAGUGUGAUGGAAAGGUGGACAUGCUGGUGGCUACGGCUGGCACGGGAGGGACUAUCACUGGCAUCUCCAGAAAGCUAAAGGAGAAGUGUCCAGGCUGCAAAAUCAUAGGUGUGGAUCCUGAGGGCUCCAUCCUCGCUGCACCAGAAUCGCUGAACAAGACUGACAAGACAACGUAUGAAGUGGAAGGAAUUGGAUACGAUUUUGUCCCCACGGUGUUGGAUAGAUCUGUAGUGGACCAGUGGUACAAGAGCAAUGAUGAGGAGUCCUUUGCUUUAGCUCGUAUGCUGAUCCGAGAGGAGGGGCUGCUGUGUGGUGGCAGCUCAGGCAGUGCCAUGUCUGUGGCUGUGAAGGCAGCCAAGGAGCUGAAGGAGGGUCAGCGCUGUGUUGUCAUCUUCCCUGACUCUAUCAGGAACUACAUGUCCAAGUUUUUGAGUGACAAAUGGAUGAUUCAGAAAGGGUUCAUGAAAGAAGAGGACCUUGGCAACAAACCCUGGUGGUGGAACAUCAGUGUUCAGGAACUGAGCCUCUCUGCUCCCCUGACUGUGCUUCCAACUGUUACCUGUGCAAAGACUGUCGAAAUUCUCCGGGAGAAGGGAUUCGACCAGGAACACCUGAGGCUUUUGUGCUGCUUAGCCCUGUCUUCUCUCUCUCUCUCCCUCCCCAGGGUGAUUUUGGGCAUGGUUACCCUGGGUAACAUGCUUUCCUCACUGCUUGCUGGAAAAGUUCAGCCUUCUGAUGAAGUCAGAAAAGUAAUCUACAAGCAAUUUCAACAGAUUAACCUGAAAGACAACUUGGGGAAACUCUCUCAUAUCCUGGAAAUAGACCACUUUGCUCUAGUGGUUCAUGAGCAGAUUCAGUAUCACACUGAUGGCGCCUCCAGCAAGAGGCAGAUGGUGUUUGGCAUCGUCACAGCCAUCGACCUGCUGAACUUCGUGACCGCACGAGAGCGGGAGAGGAAAUCCAACUGAGGCCGAGCGGCGACGAGGAGCCUCUUCAACAACGUCUUGCAAUCUCCAGCAAAGAAUCAGGUUUAUUUCUCGAGUAGAAUGGCCUUAAGUAGAAUGGUCUUAGGGGGUGUUUUUUGUUGUGUGUUUUGUUUUUGUUUUUGUUUUUUUUUUUAAUUCUGAAAAUAAGCAGUUAGCUAUCCCCGUGUCAGCUCUACAGCCAGUGUGUCUUGCUGUGUUGCACAGCUUCCGGGGACUUGUUUCUUAAUCAGCUUACACAAUAUUUCUUACCAAGACAAUUUUAUUUUUUUACAUAUAUAUAUAUAUAUGUGUAUACGUCUGUAAAAAAUAUCGCCUAAAUUAACCGGUGUGUUCCUUGUCACGUCUAAAGUCCGGCGUUCGAAAACAUUGUUUCGGAUUCAUAAAAUGCGUUGAAAUAAAGAGUUAAUGAGGCAGAGGCUCCAGGGAGCUCUGGAAAGUUUCAGAUAAGUUUCUCCACGCAGAGGUGUUAAGGUAGAUGUCGCCUGAUUGUGGAGACAAAAAUCGGACCUGGGAAAUGGGGAGAAGAAAGGAGGGUUUCCCUUUCGGUGGCAUCAGUGUCAAACAAGAGGAAAUCCUGGGGGCUGGAGUUGAGACUCACUUCAACCAUCUGCUUUUGAGGAAAAACUGGUUUGAGUAGAAACGUGUCAGUGAAGUGACAACCAUAAACUAGUGGGUUUUUUUUGCAUGGCACACCAGCUUCCCCUGCCAAGACAGACCUAUUUUUUUUUUCCAAUGGCACCCUGAUAAGUAAACACAA
Molecule: messenger RNA, 2674 nt
Organism: Empidonax traillii (willow flycatcher)
Lineage: Eukaryota; Metazoa; Chordata; Aves; Passeriformes; Tyrannidae
Product: cystathionine beta-synthase-like
Exons: 17
Coding region: 160-1899 (579 amino acids)
Cellular component (GO): cytoplasm
Molecular function (GO): cysteine synthase activity; cystathionine beta-synthase activity
Source: RefSeq, a predicted model, not a curated record